AUGACAUCGUCUCUGGCGUCGAGGGCUGCUCCCUUCGAGCCAUGGACCAAACGCUCUGCACUGCGAGUUGAAAUCACGUUGAAAGACCAACCUGUGUCUGGCAUCUGCUCAUACACAACCCUUGAUACAAUCGAGGGCGAAGCAACAUUUAUUUCUGAUGUCGACACUCGCUUUGAGCAAAUAUCUAUCACCUUUUUAGGAACUGCACGGACUCUGAUUGAGAGACCGGGGUCUGCAGGCCCGACUGUUGGUCGCUCUACUGCAUUUCACCCGUUUCUGAGGCUCGUCCAGCCGAUAGAUGAGUCUGACUAUCCGCAACCUCGCAUUCUAGAGGCAGGUCGCAGAUAUACGUUCCCCUUCACAUUCGUGGUGCCGGAGAGAUUGCUUCCUCAGUCCUGCGCUCAUAAGACGAAUCAUCCACAAGUGCAAUAUGCGCACACCAACCUGCCGCCCUCAGCUGGUGACCCUAUGCUAGCUGGAGAUGGAAACAUUCUCCUUGACGAUAUGGUGCCUCAGAUGGUUCAGGUCCAGUAUACCAUCAGGGCGAAACUGUUAAAGUACAAUCCUAGCUCCGACACACUUCGCACCGUUAUCGACCAAGGCAAAAAAGUUCGUAUCAUCCCGGCCACUGAUGUUGAGCCGCCACUGGAUGUUUCCGAAAACAGCGUUGAGUACCGCCUCCGAAACGAAAAGUCAGUGAGGAGGGGUGCACUACGAGGCAAACUAGGCCGCAUCGCAAUGGCUGCCGCACAGCCAAAGCCCUUCCACCUCCCUCCUGUCCACCACCCUGGCAGCGAAGACAUUGUAACCUCCGAGGAACAAGAAACGCCCAGCACGAUGGUGAAAGUGCACAUUCGAUUUGAUCCUGCAGAUGAAAACCAAAAACCACCACGUCUCAACACCCUUUGGACAAAGCUGAAGGUGUUUACCUACUUUGCUUCAGAGCCAUGGAAGGACUUCGCAGCCCGCACAAACAUGCCCAACUGGUCUCUCAACCAUGGUAUGUAUGCUGAUACCGUUCCUCUUGCAACCCGCUGUAUCGCCUCAGUGCCAUGGACCAAGCACUCUGGUGAAGCAAACUCUACCUUCUGCUCUCCCGCAUCGUCAACGACCAAUCUUUCCAUCGAAACCCCCUUAUCUUCUGCUCCUACUUCUCGUCGUGGUUCUAUACAGUCCACUGCCUCAAUCGAUUCUUCCCAACCCGGCCCCACGGCUGCGUACGCCGGCAGCACAUACUACACUUGUACCAUCCUUGCACCCAUCACAUUGCCGAAAACUAAGGCUUUUCUGCCUACCUUCCACUCUUGUCUGGCCUCCCGAAUUUAUGCGCUGGACCUGAGUAUCUCUGUCCUCACACCUAAUACCAGUUUGACGGUGCCACAGCUCUCUAUCCGGGUACCGGUACAGAUAGCGGCUGCUGAAAGCCUAGCGGAGGCGGUGGCCCUCCGUGGUGAUAACAUACAGAAUACAGAAUCGUUUUUCACGCCCAGGAGCAUCUCGCCUCCGCCCGCUGAGUACGUUGGACGCGCCUCGUUAGGAAUCCACAGCAGGCAGCGUUCGGGGACUCUAAUGUCUAUUGGAAGUACAAUGACGGCAACUACAGUACGCCCGCCCCCGGAGUACCCUGGCUCGCCUUUUAGUCGACAGAUAUCAAACAGAACUGUUGUGAGCUCUGCGUGCUGA
Molecule: messenger RNA, 1683 nt
Organism: Microsporum canis CBS 113480
Lineage: Eukaryota; Fungi; Ascomycota; Eurotiomycetes; Onygenales; Arthrodermataceae
Product: arrestin
Exons: 2
Coding region: 1-1683 (560 amino acids)
Source: RefSeq, a predicted model, not a curated record